Molecule: messenger RNA, 913 nt
Organism: Arabidopsis lyrata subsp. lyrata
Lineage: Eukaryota; Viridiplantae; Streptophyta; Magnoliopsida; Brassicales; Brassicaceae
Product: UPF0496 protein At3g48650
Exons: 2
Coding region: 107-658 (183 amino acids)
Source: RefSeq, a predicted model, not a curated record
AACUGUGACUAUCCAGUAGCUAAUACUUGUAGAUCAGUGACACAACAUUCUCUAGUCUUGAGCAAGAUUCUUAUCCAAAGUUGAGAUUAGCUCCAAUAUAAUAUCAAUGUCGUCGGUUCAAGAGGUCUGCAAGAUUCUGGCUGACCUAAGCCAAGGUGUGGCCAAUACCAUUACUGAAAACGGCCAACAUGUAUCGAAGAACGAAGAACUAAAGUCUAUAGCUAAUCUCUAUUUCGAGAAUACCACCAAGACUUUGAAUUUAUUCAACAAUUUCAUGCACACGGACGAGUUCGCGACACAGUAUGAGUCUGUUUACAAGGAUCAUGUCAUGCUUUUAGAAAAGAUCCGUGAGCUAGAAGUAGUGCUCGAGAAGAAGCAUAAGCAUGCAAAGACAAGUAGGAGAGUGGCGGUUGGUUUUCUCGCGGCUCUGUCUCUCCCUGUUGUCGCCAUAGUGGUAGUAGCCGCAUCAAAUCCGGCGUUUGGAAUGGCUGGCCAAGCAGGGGAAAAGUCCUUCGAGAAGAUGAAGAAGAUCUAUGAAUUGACGAAGAAAGUAGAGAAUUCUAAGGAGACACUGUUAGGUUUGUCUCUGUUGAUUGGAAACAGAACAGAAGUCAACAUUGAAGCGAUGAAGACGAUAAAGAGCCUAGUCGAGUGUUAAGCCACAAUUGAAGAUUAAGUAUUUAGUCUUUAAUUAUUGUGUUCUAUGCAAAUAAUGGUGUGAAUGGCUUCCCAAUUUGUAAUAGAACCAUAUUACCACUCUCUCAUUUCUUUGUUGUUUGUUUCUUGUAUUUGGAUUUUUGUUGUCGUGAUGAAGAAGAAAGUAGCUUGUGAAUUUGUGAUUAUUGUGGUGGGUUUUGAUUUGGGGUUUAUGUAGAGAAGUGAAUGAGAGAUUCAAAUGAUUUAGUUCUGUUCA